AGCGUGGUCGUCGAGAGAGUCUUAAUCUAGGCACGCCGAGAUUCUCGCAGUUUUCGCCUUGUACGACACAGACGCCCUUGUUUGAUAGUAUUGUUGAUAGCCUUGUUGUCGAUAUUGAUGAGGGAUAAUAUUAUGAGAGAUGUAAAAUACAGCAUUGAGAAGACGUAUUUUUUGUAAAACGCACUACAGUGAUACUUAAGGAAAAAACUCCAGAAAUGAGACUUUUGAGAAAAUAACAUUGGUAAACAAGAAAAGAACAUGAAUCGCGACGAGCUGCGUGACGCGGUGGGCGUGCCGAGCAGCGUUCGUACCGACCUGAUUGCAGUGUCAACGGGAACUACUACGCCAGGCGGGGGCCGCAAUCGUAACAAUUCAGACUUUGACUCCAUCGCCAUCAGCAUAGACCAUCCAGAUCCACCACAUCAUUCGGGUUUAUCGGAAGAUCGCCAGGGAGAGCAGUUUGCAGACCGCGCAGCUGGCACAACAUUUGGCCAACAGGGUUCGUCCACCGUCUCAACGAGUGACGUGCACAAAACCUCCUCGAAGUCUUCGUCUCGCGUGAGCUCGACCAAGGCCACGAAUUCCAGUGCUUCAAAUACCAGCGCCGCGGCGCACGAUGCAGGAGGGGGUCACCAGCAACCUGCAACUUCGGGAGGUAGCGACUUCUACAUGCAGAGUCAACAGCAGCACAAAAAAGCCCCCCGUGGUCUCCGCCCGCACCAGCAAUUCCAAGCUGAGCCCGAGUCCUCGAGAUCAUAUGGAGGUGGCACGAUGGGGAACUACGAAUAUCAUGAAAGUCAAGACUACAACGACGGCGAGAAUUUUUAUACAAGUAGCACGCCAAUGAACGAUAGUACCCAGUACCAGAACAGCAUCAAACAGAGGUUGGUAGAAAAGGAGGACGAGGAAGAAAAUUUUUGCAGCGAGAAGCUGUGCAACCGCAAGGCGGCGAGCAAUAUGGUGCAGCAAUUUACCACGCAGGUGUUGACGAACAACACCGCGUCUGGCACCUGCACCAGCAGCAACUCCGUCAUGCGGCCGUGGACCUUAUCGUUCUACGACCAGAACCUCGAGGCGAAGUUUUUUGAGUACUACUGGGAACAGCAGAAAUUUUGGUUACUGUGUCUGCUGCCGCUCGUCACGGCCUACAUCGUGCUGUGGCUAGCGCUGGCGGUCGGGGGCGACACCACCAGCUUGGAGAAGUUGGACAUGAGGUAAGUACGCGAGGGACUCAACAUACUCUUCAGUCAAAAACUUUCUAGUAAGUACGCACCCUUUUUUGAUGCAAAAUGCCGUAAGACAAGAAGAAGCGCAGUACUACUGAGGCGCUUAAGAGCGCAGCACUACUGAAGCGCUUAAGAGCGCAGCACUGCGUAGGCGAAGCACUCAGGCGGGGUGUUACUUGGGCGCAGCACUACUUAAGCGCAGCACUACUUAAGCGCAGCACUGCUUAAGCGCAGCACUACUUAAGUGCAGCACUACUUAAGAGCAGCACUACUUAAGCGCAGCACUACUUAAGCGCAGCACUACUUAAGCGCAGCACUGCUUAAGCGCAGCACUACUUAAGUGCAGCACUACUUAAGCGCAGCACUACUUAAGUGCAGCACUACUUAAGCGCAGCACUACUUAAGCGCAGCACUACUUAAGCGCAGCACUACUUAAGCGCAGCACUACUUUAAGUAGUGCGCAGCACUACUUAAGCGCAGCACCUAAUCAGGGCGCCGCCGAAGCAAAAGACGCAGCACUACCUAAGCGAAACACUUAAGCGGGGGGCCACUCAUGCGAAACACUUCAGCCUGAGUCGGGGCACCACUCAAACACUCAAGCGCGGCACCACUCAAGAACCGAAGCACUACUUAAGCGAAAGCCUUAAGCGCAGCAUUGUUUAAGUGUAGCACCCAAGCAAGGCACUACUUAAGCGAAGCACUUAAGCGCAGCACUACUUAGGCGAAAGACUUAAGCCCGCACAUGUAAACGGGGCACCACGCAAGCGAGCACUUAAGCGAAACACUUAAGCACAGCACUUUAGAAGCGCGCCACUUAAGCGAAACAUUUAAGCGAGGCACUUACGGGGAUCGCUUGCGAAACGCUUCAGUGAAGCACUUAAGCGAAACGCUGAAGCGAAACGCUUAAGCAAUACGCUUAAGCGAAACGCUUACGCGAAACGCUUAAGCGAAACGCUUAAGCGAAACGCUUAAGCGAAACGCUUAAGCGAAACGCUUAAGCGCAGCACACUUAAGCGAAACGCUUAAGGGAAACGCGUGAGGGACGCGCUUAAAGGAAGCACAUAAGCGCAGUACUACUUAAGCGAAGCACUUAAGCGUUGCACUACUUAAGCAGGGCACCACUUGUGCCAAGCACUACUUAAGGGAGGCGCUCAGAAGCCUCUCACCAGCACUACCGAAGCGCCGGAACCACUCAAGCGCAACAUUACUUGAGCGAAGCACAUCCGUGUGCUACGACAGAAUAGAUGAGAUGUCAAAGAUAUAUUUAAAAAGUAAAACCCAUUACUCUAAUCAGGUAUGAAUACGCCCGUGCGCGUGGCCUCAAGUCCAGCGACUUCAUCGGGUGGCACGUGUGCUGGGUGCUGUUUUUUGGCACGCUGUUGGGGAUUGACGCGAGUCUGAUGCGCUCGAACGAGGUGAACAAGGAUGACAACAGCGGCAGUCGUAAUAGGCAGGCGUCAGCUUUGAAGAAAAGAAGGACCACCAACGAUAAGAAUAGCAACGACCACCGCACUACCAAACCCCCCGGCACAACUUGUUCCGGAGACGUCGAUACAGCCUCAACCUUUUCCUCUCAUUCCUCCUACACGCGAUGGAUUUUCGUUCGGCAAUACGUCGCGGUGGGUAUCAUGUUAUUAGAUCUCCUCGUCGGCGCAUUCGUGAACCCGCUCGUGACGCCGUUUGUGCUGCUGCUCUACGUGGUGCUCCUCCGCAUCCCGCUUCCACAGGCGGUCACGUUGGUUUUCACCGCGUAUCACCUGCUCAGGUGUUACAAUGAUCUCAAGUGUUACAAUAGAGACGGAAAGCUGUAAUGCAAAAAGUGCAGGAUCUAGCCUAUUUGCACAGGAUUGCACAUGGCAAGUUCCGGAUCUCCAGAACGCACCUAAAUCCGGCGACAUGAUUUGUAUUGCGAAAAGCGGAAGAGGCUGUGCGUGUAGUUCAUGUUCCUACUGCUUUUCAUGCAAAGCAAGCUUCAGACUCACUUCAUUGCAACAGUUGAGAUUGUACCGCCUGAGCGUGCCAUACCGCGGCCAUCGUGAUUUUGGUUACCUCCGAUGCGUCGUUUACGGUUUUUUGGGGGCUGGUCGCGAUUUGCCUCACGUCAUCGCGGCAGAUCGAAAUCGCGUCCCGGCUCGCACUGUACCGGUUGAGCAGGAUCAUAUCCUCUGUAACUUCGUCCCCGCCCUAGAGUUGUCAUGCAAGAAAGUGGCGUAACCAGAUUGUCUUGCCCUGCAAGCCACAGGAGGGAUAUUUUCGAUUGCUGUCUGGGACUGUGUCACGCUCUAUAGCAAAUCAGGACGAGGAGCUACAUUUGCGAUGUGCCUGCACUAGAGCCGUAAAUUUGUCUUGCCGGCGACUGCGGUAGAGAAGUUCUAAACUUGUCAUGCCGGACAGCCAAGCCUUAUUGAUUUGUGUAGCAAAGCCGCGAUCUUAACUCUGGGGCGCAGGUGAACACGGUUUUACACCGGAUAGGCCAAGGGCGAGAUCCACUCGAUUCUGCCUGCCGAAGUCGCGAGCUUCGAGCCGAUCAGUGGUACCGACGAGGAUCAAAAUAUGCUGUCUCGAGGAACGCCUCUGAAGCCGGGGGUGAACAAUCAUCAUAAGAAGCUGGUGCACAAAAGCACCACCUCUGCCAGCAGCUACUGGAGCAGCGCCUCGGUGAACGGGUGGCCAGCUCCUGCAAGGGAGCCAGGCAGUUUUGUCCACCGAUCAAGAUCUGGCACGUCUGCAGCAGGGGGUAACAGUACUAAAAGUCAAAAUGCCAGUCAACAUCUUCAAAGAGAAAGAGCAGGGCAGGCGGCGCAGGGGCACCAACAGUACCAAACCGAUAAUUUCCAAAAGUUUGUUGUGCCAGAUGAAAGUCGGUCCAGUAGUCGGACAACUACUACGCUGCAGGAGCAUAUCGAUAGCCACACGUCGUCUCUUCACAAGUACGGCGGCAAAAGUUUAUGUUCCAAACCACCACAAGAGACUUCUUCACCUUACCACACUGGAGUCAUGAAUGGUUCCUCGUCAUCAACAGCGACUUCCGCCCACGCUUCGAGCAAGCACACAAGCGGCGCGGCGACCAGCCGCGCUACCAGCAAGGACAACAGCCAUUCCCACAGCCUGGACCCCGAUGAUGCACAACUACGCAACUUUGAGCGGGGGCAGCAAACUACCGACGACACACCGGACAAGAUCGUGAACUGCGACCGCUGGACCGACGCGAGCUUCUACUCCCCGCACGCACUUUCCGACCGGGUUUCGCGGUGUUCGUUUAACGGAAAUAACAUUAGCAGCAACAACUCGACGAAUGGCGGUGGUGCGGGGAACAAUGUUGUGAAAUUGCUGAACAAAACAACCACGACGGUUGUGUCAACAUCUUCUAGUCCGCAAGAAGGAGGAGCAACUUGCUCACCGAAUGCAUCUAGAAGUACAACGGGUCGGGACCACAGGAUGAUGAACCAAGGUUGUAAAAAUAAUUCAGCUACUUCGACGAGCCAAAGUAGAUCUUCUCCGGGUGGUCAGAAAAUUCUCAACCUGGAGGAAAUUUUGCAGGACGCCAGCCCGUUCCUCGUGGAACAAGUGGAGCACGAAGUUCCGCGGGCGAAGAUCUGCGAGCGCGAGCCCUUCAUGCCAGUGAUGCGGCUGAACAUGCAGAUCUGGCGUGCGUGGCGCAUGCUGGCCUUCGAGAACGAGAGCGGCGCAUCAACAGGGACGAAUGUAGCCGGUGACCGGGUGAUCAAAUCAGCCUGGAUGUCGCGAGCAAAGCAGUUUCUGGAUUUGAACGCGCAAAUCUCGCCGAGCUCGAUGCAAAUCCACUCACUGAUCGCGGAAUUGUUUCGGACCACGUUUCAUUUAGGCCGGCAGGUCGCCAUCCCCAUGUCGACGAUGAAAAAUAAAGGUGGGACGACGUCGAACAAGACAAAGAACAAUAACUCUUCCAGCAACUCUGACGCCCUGACCGACAUCGUGAUUUCCUCGGUGGAGCACCCGUGCAACAAGAUUUGGCGGUCGAUGCUGGUGUACAUCCGGCUUCCCUACCCCGCACGGUUCAUCCAGAAGGUGCUCGCGGACCCGGUUUUGUACCCGAAAAUCGACCGGAGCUGCAUCGGCUCGCAGGUACUGGAAGAACACUACUCGGAAUCCAACGGGCCUGUGCUCGUGAAAACCGGUGUGUACGCCGGAUUUUCUCUCGUCUCCAGCCGGAUCUUCGUGUGCGCGACCCGGCCCUUUGAAAUCGACGACGGGACCUUCGCGGUUUUGUCGAAGUCGGUCGAGCCGGCAAGCUCAGACCCGGUGAAGCAGCACGUGCUCGGAAAUUUGAGCAGCAGCUGCUGGUUUGCGGUACUACUAUAUUCGGUUUGAUAAGUGAUCAUUUUUUUUUUGCGUUCUUGAGUAAAUUGUGAUUUUUUUUCCAGGUAGAAAAUCAAAAUGUGUAGGAGCUACGAGGCGUGGAGCCAAAAUCAUCACGUCGAAGAUGUUGUACUUGCUUAUAUGAGAACUUGUCGCGCAAAGGCAAAACUAUACUAUCAGACGCCUGUCGCGACGUCCGCGGACGCGGAGCCGCUCACCGACGUGCUGCUCGUGUCCCACUUGAACCCGCGCGGCAGCGUCGGCAAGUCCUCCCUGGCCGGACGGGUGGUGUGUCGUGCGUCUUACCCGGUAAUGGACCAAAUGGCGCGGGAUCUGCGCAAGGUCUGUGCCGAGGAAUGGGAAAAAGCGACUGGUGGGGGAGAGCAGUUGUAACCGGGUGUUGUGGGCCUGGGCCAGUUUAUCAUACUCUAUCCCCAUUGUCGUCGACGUCGGGUCGUGGCCUCCGGAUUACUUUCAGGAACUGUCCGGGUGCACAAGUCCUCGUUACAGAUACCUCUUCUGUUCCGCAAUUUUUUCGUUUUCUGGUUUUGGGAAGGACCGAACGAGAAAAACGCGAAUGUCGAGGUGGUUUUUUUGUGAAGUUAUGAUGAAAUUUUUUGAGUUUUAACGGUCAAAAAAUCAUACGGUAAAAAGAACACGUGAACUUCGCAAAGGCAGCCGACUUUCGCAGCUAAAAGUGAAAUGGGGAAGACAAGUAGUUCCUGCUGGGAAGCCACGACCUCGUCGCGAUCUCGUCGCGAACCAACAUGUAGUUGACAUGAAAAGCUACUUUUGCUGAAAUUUCAACGAACGUCACAUCAAAACGCAUUCGUCGGAGUAGACUGCAGAGAU
Molecule: messenger RNA, 6416 nt
Organism: Amoebophrya sp. A120
Lineage: Eukaryota; Dinophyceae; Syndiniales; Amoebophryaceae
Source: the annotation of a GenBank genome assembly